AAUCAGUGCCACAGUGGGAGUCGAACAGGUUACAACUGUUAUACAAUAGUGUCCACUGCAAGAUCAUAGUGGAUUCGUCGGGUAUAACAAUCGUCGGACAAUUGAAUAUCGUUUGUCCCACAGAUCGGUGUUACAGUAGUGCCGCCAGAGUGAUACAUCGAGUGCUUUGUGUUCGGGAUCCGCGUGUUCAACUGUUGUGGAAGCUGUCUGCUAUCUGUAUGAAACCGAUGUUUCCUCAAUUUUGUGAUAAUGUCGUAAAUGUACGAGAAUCCAUCUAAAGUGAAAAUGUGUCAAACAUCAGAAAAAAUUAUAUCUUAUUCAUCAUUCGAGAGCACGGAGACAUGUGAAUAAUUAUUAAAGUUUCGCUCUGUAUCGUAUACUUACGAUUCUGGUGACAUACUAGUAGUGAAAUUGGAUAGAUCGUGGAUUUCCAUCGAGUGCUACAUACGAUCAUUUACUUCAUCAUUGUGAAGAAUUAUGAGGAAUUUCCGAAGAACGAGCGAGCGCGUGAAGCUCUAUAUUCCUGUAUUACUCGUGUCUUUGUCCUGCGUUCAGUGUAUGCUGGUUGAACAAAAAUCGGAGAUCGCUUCGAAAGACUCUUUACAUGACCUGCUAACACCGGUUGUAUCACACCCAGAGGCAGAUGGUCCUUUGAAGAACUACACAUUCGGCAGCGUAACACAUUUGGCCCAUCUAACGUUAGACGAGCGAAUAGAGCUGGAGAAAAAUACCUGGCACUGGUUUCCCUAUCAGCGGAUCAGUUACACACAGCUUGAAGAUGGCAGAAACGUGGAGAUGUUUUGCGAUGAGGGCUCCGCUAUGGAUGAACUUCCGGAUGAUAUAUUCACACAGGAACAGCGGUUGCAGGGUGCGAUAGUAUUGCACUUCGUUUGUGCCAUUUAUUUCUUCGUGUUUUUGGCCUAUGUCGUUGGUGAAUACUUUCUGCCAACGGUGGAGUGCAUUUGUGAGGAUCUGAAACUAACACAGGAUGUUGCGGCCGCAACCUUCAUGGCGAUAGCGGGAACUACGCCGGAAUUUUUCACCAACACGAUCAGCACAUUCAUCGCCGACUCGGACAUGGGAAUCGGAACCAUUAUGGGCUCAUUGCUUUUCAACACGCUGGGUGUGGCUGGUAUAGCGGGGCUUGCCUCGAAAACACCCGUUCAGAUGGACUGGUGGCCACUGACACGCGAUUCGCUGGUAUUCGCAAUCCACGUCGGCAUACUGAUCGGGUUCGCAUGGGAUGGCCGAAUCUACUGGUACGAGUCGAUGGUGCUGUUUAUCCUGUUGUUCUUCUACUUCCUGAUCAUGUUCCAAAAUAGGCGAAUUAUGAAAUUCGCCAAAAAAUAUAUCGAAGUAAAGUGGAACUUGUGCGCUCGAGUUAUUCGCGAGAUUGAAGAAACGGAACGCAUGGAAGCCGCCGCCCAGGCAGAGCAAGCCAAUGGCACAGAUAAACCAAUAACAAGCGUGGCUCAGCGAGCUAUUGAUAAGCCAGUUUUUCGAUUGUCAACAGCGUCGAUGCUGUCCGAUCAAAUGGCGGAGAAGCCUCUGAAGGUUGGAGAGCUACAGAUUCCUUCCCGACAUACAUUACCCGAUCCGGACGAGCACCCAGACAUGACUUUAUGGAAAAUUUCUCGGGAGAACUGGUUCCGCACGAUCUGGUGGUUCUUCAGCUGGCCAAUCCGAUUCAUUCUCACCUUCACGGUGCCGCAUCCGGUUCAGUUCCGUCGGUGGUACCCAUUUGCAUUCAUAAUGUGCAUUAUUUAUAUCGGGGCUUGUUCAUUCGUUAUAUUUUGGAUGAUGACAAUUAUCGGCUACACCUUUGGGAUUCCGGAUUCGGUGAUGGGUCUUACCUUUUUGGCCAUGGGUGGAUGCAUGCCUGAGGCAAUUGCAGCGGUGUUGGUUAUCAGAACUGGAAAUGGUGCAAUGGGAGUCUCGAACGCUCUGGGGGCCAACUCACUAUCAAUUCUGUUCUCUCUAGGGUUACCUUGGUUCAUCCGUAACCUGGCGGACGGCGGUAGUGAACUCAACGCCUAUCUACCGAUUGCUUCCUACGGAAUGCAGUAUUCGAUAAUCUCGCUGCUGUUUGCAAUCGGAGCGCUCUAUAUAAUAGUCUACACGGCGAAAUUCAAACUACGAAAAACCGUGGGGUUGGCACUGUUCAUUGUGUAUGGUAUCUUGGUGGCAUUCAUGCUGCUUAACGAGCUGGAUGUCUUCUUCGCAUCUGGAAACGAAUGCUGAAACAAGACUACAAGACUCUUCGAAGGGCUGAUGUGCAACGCGUUCGUUGGUGUUGUUAGAAGUAGUAAUAAAUUAUGUUCGACUGCAGACUAUUUGUAAGCUAGGUUAAUUUUAUUGUGUCUUUGCAGUGGAUGAUAUUUUCAAACGAACAAAUGAUAUUAUGCUAGAGGAAACAUACACAAACUAUUUUGAGGCAUAAUACUUCAAUGUAGUACAUUGCUAGACAAGAAUAUUCAGGAGAAAUAAUUAUACUAAUAUUUAUACAUCACAAACUA
This is a messenger RNA of Toxorhynchites rutilus septentrionalis, 2516 nucleotides long. Its product is annotated as sodium/potassium/calcium exchanger 4-like. Gene Ontology annotation, biological process: intracellular calcium ion homeostasis; calcium ion transmembrane transport. Bases 478 to 2241 code for a protein of 587 amino acids. The record is from RefSeq and is a predicted model, not a curated record. Lineage: Eukaryota; Metazoa; Arthropoda; Insecta; Diptera; Culicidae. The transcript has 7 exons. Gene Ontology annotation, cellular component: membrane. Gene Ontology annotation, molecular function: calcium channel activity; calcium, potassium:sodium antiporter activity.